GCAAAUGGGAAUCUGAAUCCGAGUGCCAUUUGAGCAUGUGUUAUCCAGUCAAAGCCACGCAGCAUUACGUGCUUGAAAAAUUUUAGAUAUUUCAGGAAUCGCCAUUGCAUACGCAGCCCAUGGAUAAUCCGCAACUGCUGUUACGGAUUCUGGGUGUCUCUUAGUUCCACACCUCGUCACAAUUUAAACCAGUGUGAAGCCAUCUUUUUUUAUUUUUUUCCCCCUCGAAGAAGAGGAUCAAGAACGAGGGUUCCGGAUUCCUUUGUAAAUUGCGACAAGCUCCUGUUUGGGAGGAGGUGAGAAAUGGGUACUGUCGAUGAAGAUAGAUCUCCAACAAACAAGGGGAAGUAUGCAGCGAUGGUUGUGUGUUGGCUUCUUGGGAACGGCUGCCUGUUCUCAUGGAAUAGCAUGCUAACAAUAGAAGAUUAUUAUGUCUACUUGUUCCCGAAAUACCACCCCUCAAGAGUUCUAACUCUUGUCUACCAACCUUUCGCACUUGGAACACUUGCGGUGUUAGCAUACAAUGAGGCAAAGAUCAACACUAGACAGCGGAAUCUAUUUGGAUAUCUUCUUUUCUUCAUUAGUACUCUUCUGGUUCUAGUUUUGGAUUUAGCUACAUCUGGGAAAGGAGGGAUUGGAACUUUUAUUGGAAUAUGCGCCAUCAGCGGUGCUUUUGGAGUUGCAGAUGCUCAUGUGCAAGGUGGAAUGGUCGGAGAUCUUUCUUUCAUGCGACCUGAAUUUAUUCAGUCUUUCCUUUGUGGUUUGGCUGCAUCUGGUGCCUUAACUUCAGCAUUGAGGUUAAUUACAAAAGCUGCGUUUGAGAAGUCCAAGGAAGGUCUACGCAAGGGAGCUAUUAUGUUCUUUGCAAUAUCUUCAUUUUUUGAGCUUCUCUGUGUUCUGCUUUAUGCAUUCAUCUUUCCAAGACUACCAAUUGUCAAAUACUACCGCUCAAAGGCAGCUUCCGAGGGAUCUAAAACAGUGUCAGCGGACCUUGCUGCUGGUGGUGUUCAAGCAUUACCUUGCCAAGAAGCUGAGGAGGAUCCAAAGCAGCUUGAGCGUUUCAGCAACAAAGAGUUGCUAAUCCAAAACUUUGAUUAUGCUGUCGAUAUGUUUUUGAUCUAUGCGUUGACGUUGUCUAUUUUCCCGGGAUUCUUAUCUGAGGAUACUGGAUCCCACCGUCUGGGUGCAUGGUAUGCACUUGUAUUGAUAGCAAUGUACAACGUGUGGGAUCUCAUAGGGAGAUACAUUCCACUCGUGAAAUUUCUUAAGAUGGAGUCAAGAAAAGGGCUGAUGACGGCAAUCCUCUCCCGUUUCCUUUUAGUUCCUGCGUUUUACUUCACAGCCAAAUACGGGGACCAAGGCUGGAUGAUAAUGCUCACAUCAUUCUUGGGGUUAUCAAACGGUUACCUCACUGUUUGUGUCCUUACUUCAGCACCAAAAGGUUAUAAGGGUCCGGAGCAAAAUGCUUUGGGAAACCUGCUCGUGUUGUUUCUUUUAGGGGGCAUAUUUGCAGGAGUGACACUCGAUUGGUUGUGGCUCAUAGGCAAAGGCUGGUAAAAUUGCUCUUGGUGAACUGCCUGCAGGAGCUGUAUUCUUCCUUAUGGCGAGUAUUCAUUUGACAAAGUACAAUGUAGCUAGCCAUCAAAUCAGUUCUCAAGCAUUCAUUGGAACAUUGCUUUUUGAAUAUACAUCUCAUAAUUUAUUAGGAUACUAUGUGCGUUCGCAAUGAACGACAAUCCAUGCAUUGUUUUAG
This is a messenger RNA of Rhodamnia argentea, 1753 nucleotides long. RefSeq names its product equilibrative nucleotide transporter 3-like. NCBI's taxonomy places the organism in Eukaryota, Viridiplantae, Streptophyta, Magnoliopsida, Myrtales, Myrtaceae. Gene Ontology annotation, molecular function: nucleoside transmembrane transporter activity. The record is from RefSeq and is a predicted model, not a curated record. Gene Ontology annotation, biological process: nucleoside transmembrane transport. Gene Ontology annotation, cellular component: plasma membrane.